GCAUCUCCGGGGAGACGCGGCCUAGAAGUCACGGCGACUUUGAGCUGCCGGCCUGGAUCAGAAAUCCGGCAGGAUCGGGCCCCCAGGGGGUCCCCCGUCCAGCGCAGGAUCCUGCCCCCCCAAACGGGACGCGGACUCGAAGAGCCAACUGCUGCCCUUCUCCUUUGGCGGACAAAGGUAGACUGUCUCUGUCCAUGGAGGUUCCCUUCAAGGUUGAGCCGAGUUCGAGGGCAGGGAAGGAAGCUCACGGGGGGGAGCCAGGCUGAUGAGAGAGCCCGGAGGGCCAGAUCGGAAGCUUUUGGGGGCCGCAGAAGGCUUGAAGGUCCAAACCUGCCCCCCGGGAAGCAGAUCAAUCUUUAAAUCGGCUCGUAUGCAAGAGGCUCGAUCUCGGGAUUGCGAGUUCGAAUCCUGUAUUUGGGCAAAAAGAUUGGGGUUGGGAUGGAUGACCCUCAGGGUCCCUUCCAGCUUAGCAGUUCUAUGAUUCUAAUUGAUUAUUAUAAUUGAUAGAUAUAAUUAAUAAAUGUGCGUAACGCCCUUAAUCCGCUUUGAAAAGGGGCGAUUUGAUAGGGCCCCCGACUCCUCAUGUAUUGGGGCCAAUUUAUAUUAUUAUUAUUAUUAUUAUCAUCAUCAUCAUCUUCUGUGUUUGGAGCUGGAAGGCUCAGGAGGAAAACCGACACAAAUCCAAGAUGAUUGGAUGCCGGGAUCUGUGCUUGGCCAAGGCGGGUCUUGUGGCAGGGAGUUCCCCAGUUUACCCAAGCUGCAUCUCCCAACCUUCCGCUUCCCGGCAGGCCCACGAAUUCUGGUUUUGUUACCUGGGAGGCAGGAAGAGCUUUCGCCUACCAGGCAGCGGGUGCGAGAGGCGGGGCGGGCUGCGCAAUCCUUUCCUGAACGACUGCUUGGAGGUUAGAGCUGCUUCCGCAGGGGAGAUGCGAGGAGGAGGAGGAGGCCGUUGCAACAUGGCGUUGGCCAAGGACCCGGGUGCGGAUCCUGCCUCCCAAGUAGCUGCAUCAGGGAGAGGCGGCUGGCAGACUUAGGCGGUGCAUACUCUGCGUAUGCCCAGAGGCGCCCUUUUCUGGCAAGAGUAGAGGAAGCUGGCAUGCUCAGACAGCGCCCACACUGCGCAUGCCCAGAGGCACCCUUGUCCUUCCUUUGCUGCAAGGGGAGGGGCUGCUGGCAGGCUCGGGAUAGGCACACUCUGCGUAUGCCCAGAGGACCCUUUCCUUCGUUCCUUUCAAGGAGCGGAGCUGCACACUCUGCAUAUGCCCUGGGGCGCCCUUAUCCUUCCUUUGGCAGGCUUGGGCUGGGCGCACUCUGUGUAUGUCCAGAGGCGCCCUUGUUCUUCCUUUCAAGGGGGGGAGGAAGUUGGCAUGCAAGAGGAGAGGAAGUUGGCAUGCUCAGGCAGCGGCCGCUCUGUGCAUACCCAGAGGCGCCUUUGGUAGUCUUGGGCCAGGCACCCUGCAUAUGCCCAGAGACACCCUUUCCUUUCUUUCAAGGGGGAAAGCUGCACGCUCUGCGUAUGCCCAGAGGUGCCAUUGUCCUUCCUUUGCUGCAAGGGGAAAGGAGGCUAGCAGGCUCGGGCUGGGCGCACUCUGCAUAUGCCCUGGGGCGCCCUUCUUCUUCCUUUGCUGCAAGGGGAGGGGCGGCUGGCAGGUUCGAGCGGAGCCCGCUCUGCGUAUGCCCCGAGGCGCCCUUGUCCUUCCUUUGGCAGGUUCGGGAAGAGCUGCUCUGCGUAUGCCCAGAGGCACCCUUUUCUUCCUUGCUUUCAAGGGAAGCUGCCUGCUCUGCAUAUGCCCAGAGGCGCCCUUGUUCUUCCUGCAAGGGGAGAGGUGGCUAGCAGGCUCGGGCCGGGUGCACUCUGCGUAUGCCCAGAGUCACCCUUUCUUUCCUGUCUUUCAAGGGGGGAAGCUGCACACUGUGUAUGCCCAGAGGCACCCUUGUGCUUCCUGCAAGGGGAGAGGUGGCUAGCAGGCUCGGGCUGGGUGCGCUCUGCAUAUGCCCAGAGGCACUCUUGUCCUUCCUUUGGCAGGCUGUGUGCGCUCUGCGUAUGCCUAGAGACACCCUUUUCCUGCAAGAGGAGAGGCAGCUGGCAUGCUCCGGCAGCGCCCUCUCUGCGUAUGCCCCGGGGCGCCCUCCUCCUCCGCGGCUGCCCUGCCCGCCCGGGGAGCUGGGAGGCGGCCCUGGGCGCGGACCCGCCCGCCCUCCGGGCGCGGCCAAUGGGCUCCGGGGAGGCGCGCUCUCCGCCUCGGCGCGCCAGCCAGGCAGGCAGCAGCAGCAGCAGCCCAGGAAGAGGGAGCGGGCGCACGUGCGGACGGGGAAGGAGCAGCCCCAGCAGCCCGGCCAGGUAGGGCAGCAGCCUCGCCACGUUUCCUUACCCGCCUGCACGCCAUCCUGCCUCCUUCACACGGGACGCGUGUCUAGGUGGGGGAUCUGGGGUGGGGAGGAAGGUGGAACCCCCUCCAGGGUGUUGGGGGGGACGCAUACCAGAUGGGACUGAGGAGGAGGCAGUUGGAGAGGAAAGGGGGCGCAAUUGCCCCCUCGCACAAGAGUGGUGCCUAGUGGGUGGAGUGCCAAGGCUCCCCCCCGCCAAUUUCCGUGUCCUUCUCUGUUUCUCUCGCCCCGUUUUUGUGUUUGCGUUGCUUGGUUUGCUUAGAAAAAGGGAGAAAGAUAUUUUGUAUUUUCGUUUCGUAUUUGUAUUUUGUAUUUUUGUUUUGUAUUUUUCUCUAUAAGCCUUAAUAUUAUAUAUAAAUAUAAAUAUAAAUAUAAAUAUAAAUAUAAAUAUAAAUGAAGUCUUCCUCGCAGGGUCAUUGUCAGGGGAAAGGGAAGCAGGAGAGAUUUAUGGGGGCCCCUGGUGCCCCUUACAAAUCAUGGGGGGUGACGUCUAUGGGGUCUGGUGACCUCAGGGGGGGCCCAGGGUCCCCCCAGCGUUAAAAGGGGGGUAGCAGGCCCUCGUGCCCCCCUCCCCGCCCGCCCCCCAGCCUGCCCAAAAUGGUGAAAGCGAAAGAGGGGAAGUUUCUUCCUCUCCAGGGAAGAAAGAGCGAGGAACAUCUGCCCGGCACUCCAGAUGUAGAAGCAUAGAAGGGGAGGGACCCCGGGGUUAUCCAGUCCACCCCCCGGCAAUCUUGGUCUCGAACUCACAACCCUGAGUUUCAGGCUCCACCGACUGAGCUGCCCUGGCCAAGACGCCAGGAAGGAUUCACUGCGGGAGGGAAAAACCCCGCCUUCUGGGCCCAGUCUCAACUGGCAGCUACUGUCUUGCAAAGGCGAGUGUCUUGGGCAGAGCAGGGGGGGUGCUCUGCAUGCAGAAGGUCUGGGGGUCCGUCCCCAGGCAGGGCCGGGAAAAGACUCCCUGCUCAAAACUGUGGAGAGCUGCUGCUGCUGCUGCCAGCCAGUGCUGGCAGUGCUGAGCUAGGUGGGCCAGUUUCAGCUCCGUUUAAACCAACCGCCUGUUGACAAUAUUGAGGACCAGGGAAGGGCAGGUGCUUGGCAUGCGGAAGGUUCCCCAGGUCCAAACCGCGCAGGGAUCUCCUAGCGGGAGAGCUGCUGCCAGUCAGUGCAGGCUGUAUUCAGCUAGGCAGAGCAAUGGUCCAAGGCAGCUACCUCCGUUCCUUCAGCUUAUAUUCAGACUCAUGAGGACCGGCAUCUUGGAAAAGACCGGAGCUCAGCUGUCAAGCACCUUUUCUGAGUGCAGAAGGCCCUCCUCCUUCAAGGUAGGACAGCCGCUGCUGCCAGCCAGUGCGGGUGACGCAAAGCAGAUCUCCACUCCCUUGUUCACAGCGCUGAGGACCAGAAACUUUAAGAGCACCACCUUUGCCCAGCGCCAGAACAGGUGUUCUGCAUGCAGAAGGUCCAACGGUUUCGCGUCCCUUGUCACCCUGCCAGUCAGUGCCGACAACACCAGUGGAUAAGCCCUCUGUGUCUGCCGCCUUUUGCAGCGGCAACAGACCUGCACGACCUUCUGCACUCAGAGCGCCCGGCCUCUGCGUGUAAUAAUAGAAUGGCAUUUACUCUUGACUUUGAACAAAAGGCGAACUAUCCCGAUCCUCUGUUUUGGGGCCCUUUUUGCUCCCAAAUUCUGGUUUUUGCAGGGUUUCUGCGCAGGGGAAGAUGGAGGCUUGUUCCCUGACGCAGGAGGGAGGACAUUCCUGCCUGCCUUCCUUUUUAUUUAAUCUGGAAACGCUUUUUAUUUUUUCUCCGCAGCAGCGGGUGUAAGGUUUCAAAUCCUCCUGGCGAAACGGCUUUGGCAGGAGCGAGGAAAUCCUGCUCUCAAGUUCCAGGUCCGUUUUUCCUGCAGGCGCUCCCCACGUGCUCAGAGGCGCCCUUUGGGCCCCGUGCCCAGGCCUCUCGCACGCGGUUGGGGGGCAGCUCUGCUCCUUCGUUUCCUGGCUGUCAGGCUGGUCAUUCGGAGCCUCUCUGGACUUUUUACAGUCCUGUAAAAUGGGAACAGGCCCCGGGGUGUUGGGAACGGAGCAAAGAGGCCCAAAAAAACUGAGGCAGGACGAUGGAUCCAUUUUAUUCCUUCCUUGCAUUGACACGCCGGCCUUCGUUCUCCAAGGAGGUCGAGGCGGCAUGAGUAAUAAUAAUAAUAAUAAUAAUAAUAAUUUAUUAUUUCUACUCCGCCCAUCUGCCUGUGGUUCUCCCUCAUUUAAUCCCCACAACAGCCCUGUGGAGUAGGACGCUUGCGACUUAACAAUUGAGGAUCCGAACCCAGGUCUUCCUUUCGAUUAUGUCCAUAACGGUCUCCGCUUCAAUGCAGAACAGUAGAAACAUAAAUAUAAAAUACAAAUUUCCACUAUAGCCCACCCACCGGAUUCAGCUAUGCGGAAGGAUUAAUUCUGAUUAGGUUAUUUUCCCCUUUCGCAAACCGAAAUUCCCUUUUUUGCAAGUUGCCAUCUUUUAUUUUUAAGCGAUCCGUGCAUCCAGCUUUUUGAAAUUUGCAAAGCACCGCAUGCCUUGUUUCCCCCUCCGGAAGAAGCCAGAUCGUUGCUUUGCAUUGGGGAGGGGGCUGCUUGGCCGAUUCAGCCCCCCACGUGUGGGUCUAGGGGGCUGUGCCUUCAUCUCCGCUCCAGAUUCCCUUCCUUCGGCGCUGCAUCUUCCGGGGAGAUGGCCUUGGCAACAGACUCUCUCCUCCGGAUUGGGCCCGUCUCCGCAUCUCCCCCCCCCCGUUCCCUCCCCAGGCGUGGGCACACAGCCGCUCUGCCCCCCCUUUCCGAUCUCGCCUGCUUUGUUCGGAGGUGGUCCUUCUCUUCUUUGCAUCCAGAGCUUUUUUGCAAGGAGAGAGAGCGCAAGAGCUUGUCCGUCUGGUGCGGAAAGGAUUUGUGAGUAAGCCAUGCAGGGAAAAUGGGGGGCACAGAAAUAUGGGGGGACGGUGGGGGGGGGACUUUGCAUGCCCACAUGCGGCCGGUGAUGCCCUGCGCGUCGCAAAUCGCUUUGCCGUCUGGAAGGGAGACAGCAGCGCCCACAAUUUGCCAGGAUUUGAGCCCCAGAGCCCGUUUCCAGGAACUCGAAUCCGGAAGCAUUCCCUGCCUUGGGAAGCAGAAAACAACUGCUAGGGAAGGAGCCCCCCCCUCCGUUCUUUUCUGCCCCAAAUCUCCGUUUUGGUUUAAUUUCAUUGCAAUCCAAUGCUGGCGUUGCAAUUUGUUAUUCGGUGUAUGGCAUGUUGCAAUUUCCUCUUCGUUGCAAUUUUUCAUUCAUUGCACAGCGCUGGGAUUCCGCCGGUCCUAUCCUGCUUUUCAUCCUCCGAGGGGGCGCCCCGCAUCUUGCUUGCAACCCUGCGAGGUGGUUCUCCUGCUCCGGGUCCCUUAAGGGAGCCUCCCCUCACAGGCACAGUCUACCUGCCAUUGCCAAACAACAUCCGUUCUCUGGAUGCUGCGGGCAACAGAAACCCAGGGUGGACCUUUCUAAAAAGAAAGACAGAAAAUAUUUCCUCCCACGAUUGGGCCUUUCCUUCUAAGCCGGGGACCGCAUGCCCUCACGCGCGACCUUCCGAGGGCCGCAUAGCUGGGGUUCCCUCGGGGUUGGGCUGGAUGACCUUUGGGUUCCCCCUGUGCAGUUCUGUGCAGGAACCUAGAGCAACAGAUCCACGGCAACCGGGGCUGCCCUGAGCCCUGGGCUUGAUCCAGCCCCGACUCCCGCGUCGCGCCUCCAUCUCCAGGCUGGCGCAAGAGGGUUAAGCUCCUCUCCCGGCGUCCCCCGGGGGCCCAAAGCCCCACGCGCAGGGCUAGCGCCGCCUCCUCCCUCCAAGCCUCAUCCGGACUUCUCUUUCUUUGCCAGAGCUCAACAGCGGCGGAGGCGAGAGGUUUCCCUGGCACAGAGGACCUGAGCCUGGCAGAGGCUCCUCCAGGUAAGCCACGGAUCUGGGCCGCCCCUCGCCCGUCCCAAGGAGCCCCACAUAGCACCCAGAGGUGGGUCCACUCAAGGGGUCCGGCCCCCCGGCCUGUCCGGAGAGGCCGGUCUGCGUUUCAGACAGCUGGAUUUUAAAAUCCCGGCUCCCUGUGCCAAGCCAGGUCUUGGUAUGCCAGCUGUGUCCUCGCAUGCCCUCAGGGCACUCGCCCGGCCAGCGGAGCCUCAGUCUCCCCCUCUGGGAAAUGGGCCUGUUGCUUUUCGCUCAGAGGUUGUGCCAAGGGGUUUUCUGGGAGCUGGUUCUGGACGGUGGUUUUAAUCGGGGCGACCCGGCUGGGGCAGAGGCGCAGCCCAGAUUCCUGCCUUGCAGCGGGUUGGGCUAGAUGUCCGCCGGGUCCCUUCGCUGUCAACUAUUCUGGGAAUCAAGGGGUUGGACUGGAUGAUCCCUGGGGAACCCUUUCCACAAUUCUGCGACUUAUCCUAACAUUGGAAUGUUAGAAAUUAGGUGGUUUUGGCCACUGAGCACAAGAAAAACUUUGCUGCAGAAAGACUGUCUGCUGAAAAGGAUUGAUUUUGGAUGCUGAAACAUUAUUAUUUUUUAUGCUGGCUGAAGCCUUGUUCCUGCUUUGUCCCACACAGCAGGGCUGGUUUGCUUUUAAACCCAGGACAAUGCAGCGCUUGGAGAUUUCUAACGUAUGUUUAAAAAUAUAUACCGUAUAUAAAACUCUUGUGUUUCAUGUUAAUCCUUUAGGACUUUUAAAAGGUAUAAUGAUAUGACGGUUCUGAAGGGUCUGUCAGUAAAGCACCAAGGUAUUACAAAAAGGGAGGAAGGAAGGAAAGAAUGAAAGAUUAGGUGGCGAAGGAAGGAAGGAAGGAAGGAAGGAAGGAAGGAAGGAAAAUUAGGUGACAAAGGAAGGAAGGAAAAAGGAAAGAAAGAAAGAAAGAAAGAAAGAAAGAAAGAAAGAAAGAAAGAUUAGGUGGCGAAGGAAGGAAGGAAGGAAGGAAGGAAGGAAGGAAGGAAAAUUAGGUGACAAAGGAAGGAAGGAAAAAGGAAAGAAAGAAAGAAAGAAAGAAAGAAAGAAAGAAAGAAAGAAAGAAAGAAAUUAGGUGGCAAAGGAAGGAAGGAAGGAGGCAGGCCAGCACCCCCAUGUGGUUUUUCCUGGCCCGGCCGGCUUUGGCUCUCGCCUUCUUCUCCCCGAACCCAGGUCCCCGGGGUGCUGAGCGGUCCCCGCGAUGGGUGAGCGCCAGGCCCGCGCCAACAGCCUGUUCCUGAACGAGGAGGAGUCCAAGGCGCUGGGGCCGGGGGGCGGGCGGGCGCAGCGCCUGCGCCAUGUCCUGCGCAAGAGGGCGGCCCGGGCGCAGGCCAGGAUGUACGCCGUCACCCGGGAGAGCGUCCGCGGCUGCCUGCAGAGGAACGCCUUCGUCCUGCUCACCGUCACCGCCGUCCUUCUGGGUAAGGGGGCGCAACGGGGGGGGCUUGGGGGUCCCUGCGUAGCCUCAGAGGGGCGUCUUUGGGGUGCCAGGGGUCCCACCCGCAAAGCCCCUUGCCGUCCCGAGAAAGCCCUGAUUUUGCAAAGAGUGGACCGGCGGAACUCCCUGCUACGGUAUUUAAAAGAGGACCGGGGAAAUUUGCGGCGUGCGCGGCUUCUCCCAACCAAAUUGCAAUGGGGGAAACUGAGGCACAGCCCGGGAUCUUUGCCGGAGAGCGGCGGGCUCUUUUCGGAGAAAAGGGCAAUCGCCGGAUGAAAUCGCGAGCAGGAUUCGAAUCGUGGGCCGCUGAGCGAUCCCACCGCUUCUCUGAAAGGGCAUCGUCGCUAGGAAGACCCAGGCUGUGGGGUGGGUGGGUUAAGCCUCUUCCUUAACAUCUGACCCCCUCCAAGCCACAAGGUGACCACCCAAAAUGGACUCCCUCUGGGGUUGGGAUGGAUGACCUUUGGGGAACCCAUCCGAAUUCAAGCCUGGGGUUGCUUAACCCAGGAACCCAGUCAAAGAACUGCAGCCAGGGCAGCAUAAUAAUAAUAAUAAUAAUAAUAAUAAUAAUAAUAAUAAUAGCCUCCCCAUCCGGCUGGGUAAGGUUUGAGGUUCCACAUCUGCCCCCUGGAAAGCAGAUCAUGCGCUGCUUUCUUUAAAUCCGGAAUACGUAGCUCAGUCGGCGCGAGACUCGACCACAGGGUCAAGAGUUUGAAUGCUGCGCUGGGCAAAAGGGGGUUGGACUAGAUGAAUCCCAGGGAUCCCUUCUGGGAGAUCUGGGGAUCGGCCAGCGCCGGACGGGGAAGGCUGCCGCCCCGCUUUGCGUGUGUGGGUCAGAUUAAGCCGGUCACGAGCUGCUUGCAGGCUGACGCCAAACGGCUCCCGGUUCCUAAACAAAAUAAAAAUUAAGAAGAGAGAGAAAAAGAGCCAGAAAAAUUUGCGAGGAUUACAGAGGAUUGGGAGGAAAAAAACUCUAGCGAGCUGCAGAGAGGAGAUCUGCUUCGCUCUCUCCGCUUGCAAGAUCUCAAAAAAGAAUGAUACAUUUUUAAAAGUUUAUUUUUAAAACUUUACAAAAAUAAUUUAAAGUUUUGCAGUUUACAUUUCCUAAUCUGGUCUCUUUGCAGUUAAUCUCAAUUUCAUAUAUUUUCGUUUUUAUUCCUUCCCCAAAUUUGUUGCAUCCUCAUUUGGGAGUUAAUUGGCUUGGAGGGAAAGAACUGCAUGAAAACUCUCUAUUUUAUUUUAUUUUUAAAAAGGAAAAUAUUUAAGCUCUUCUUUAAAUAUCUCCCCACCUCCCCUUUCAAGUAUACACAAGCUGCACUUCCACAAAGGGAAAUUUUUAAUGUUUGAUGUUUUUAAUAUUCUAUUGGGAGCCGCCAAUAGAAUAUAUUAUUAUUAUUAUUAAGCAGGUCAAAGGUGGACAAAAUAACCAGCCAAUAUUCUUGAAACACAACUGAAAAUUCGAUAAAUAGUUUGGGUUUCGGAGCUCUGUGGGUCCACGUCCAAAUUGGCUAAAGAAGGGAUUUUAGUGACUUUUUAAAGUCCGGGACUCCGCUUCCCAUCAUCCCCUGCGAGUGCGUUCAGGGGACCAUGGGAGUUGUAGUCUGCCUCUGGCUCCGAGCUUCUCCGUCCCCGGCUGCACUCUGCCCAUGCCUCCGGGAGCUCUUGACCCGGGAGCGGAUCUCUGAGCCCCUCCUUCCGCCCCGCAGGGAUCACCCUGGCGCUGGCCCUGCGGCCCUACAAGCUCACCUUCCGCCAGGUGAAGUACUUCUCCUUCCCCGGGGAGCUCCUGAUGCGGAUGCUGCAGAUGCUGGUCCUGCCCCUCAUCGUCUCCAGCCUCAUCACAGGUGAGCGGAUGAGGGACGCCGACCCUGCCGGGCGGGCCAGGAGGGGAUCCUUGGCGCUUUUGCACGGGGGAAACGCGGGCGUCGAUAAAUGCGUGUCUGCGUGUCAUAUCAAUAUAUAAAUGUAAAUGUUUAAUGUUUAAAUAAACAUAAAUAUUUAAAUAUAAGCAAUUAAAAUCGGAUUUGGAUUUGAUGACUUAUAUUUAAAUAUUUGCUUUGAAUUUGAAUUAAAUUACUUGCAUUUAAAUGUUGAAUUGGAAUUUGAAUUUAAUGGCUUAUAUUGAAAUACUUUGAAUUUGUAAUUUGGAUUUCGUUACUUGUAUUUAAACCUUUACUUCGCAUUUGAAUUUCAUUAUUUACAUUUACUUCGCAUUUGAAUUUCAAAUUUGAAUUUCAUUACUUAUAUUUAAACAUUUACUUCGCAUUUGAAUUUCAAAUUUGAAUUUCAUUACUUAUAUUUAAACAUUUACUUUGAAUCUCAAUUUCAAAUUUGAAUUUCAUUACUUAUAUUUAAAUAUUUAUUUUGAAUUUGAAUUUCAUUACUUAUAUUUAAACAUUUACUUCGCCUUUGAAUUUAAAUAUAUUUAAAUAUAUAUUUAAAUAUUUACUUUGCAUUUGAAUUUCAUUACUUAUAUUUAAACAUUUUGAAUUUCAAUUUCAAAUUUGAAUUUCGUUACUUAUACUUAAAUAUUUAUUUUGAAUUUGAAUUUCGUUCCUUCUAUUUAAAUAUUUAUUUCAAAUUUGAAUUUUGUUACUUAUAUUUAAAUAUUGAUUUUGAAUUUGGAUUUGAUUUCGAAUUUGAGUUCAAAUCAAUAUCUAGUUUCCCCCAGCUUCUUUCUCUCUCUCGUCCCGCCCGGCAGGCAUGGCGUCUCUGGACAGCAGCGCCUCGGGCAAGAUGGGCUUCCGCGCCGUCGUCUAUUACAUGCUGACCACCCUGAUCGCCGUCUUCAUCGGCAUCUUCAUGGUCCUCAUCAUCCACCCCGGAAAAGGCAGCAAGGACGCCCUUCACCGCCAGGGCACCGUUGAGCAGGUCCACACCACCGACGCCUUCCUGGACCUCAUCCGGUGAGCGGGACCCCGGGGGGUCAUCCAGCCCAACCCCUGAAAGGCAGGGAUCCCAGCUGAACCAUCCUGGGCAGGCAGCCCACCAAAAUAAUCUGCUUUUCUUUCCCCCUUCUGUCCACAGGAACAUGUUCCCCCCGAACCUGGUGGAGGCCUGCUUCAGACAGGUAAGAGGGGCGGGUUCCCCGUCUCGCCCCAUCCAGUGUAGUGGCUCUGGCUCAGUCUUAAGGCUGUUGCUGCCGGCCUGUGUAGGUGAGACUGGUGGAGUAGGCAACAGUCUCCCGAGUUUGUAUUCAAUCAACCCCUUGAUUCGGAUUCAUGAGGACUGGAUUCUUCCUCGCUUGGACUCGGGGCUAGACCACCUGCCUGAAACCGUGGAGGGCCGCUGCUGCCGGUCCGUGUGGGCCAUAUUGAGCUUGAUGGGUCGGGGAACAGAUUCCUGAGUCUGUAUUAAAUGAGUCCCUUGAAUCUGAAUCAUGAGGACUGGAUCCUUCUUCUCUUGGGUCAAGACUAGACCAACUGUGUUGGGGGUCUGAAACGCUGGAGAGCAGCUGCUGCCAGCCAGUGCUGGCACUAUUGCGCUCGACAGGCCAGGCAGCAGUUUCCGGAGUUUGUAUUCAAUCAACCCCUUGAUUCGAAUUUGUGAGGACUGGAUCCUUCCUCCCUUGGGCUCAGUACCAGCCCACCUGCCUGAAACCCUGGCGAGCUGCUGCUGCCAGCCAGUGCAGGCACUAUGGAGCUCUAUGGGCAGCUUUCCUGGUUUUGCCUCAAAUCAAUACUCUGUUUUUCCUCUCCCCAGUACAAGACCCAGUACAGCGUCAGAGUCGUCAACCGGACCCUGGCCAGGGGAGCCCCCACCGCCGCCCCCCAGGCCUUGCCCCACAACGGCAGCAGCCCCACCGCCGCCCUGGCUUCGCCCCCCUCGCCGCUGCUGCCGCCUGAGAACGCCACCGGCGUCUGGCGCAACGUCUCCCAGGCGCUGGGCGCCCUCCCGGAGGUGCUGAGCUACGAGGAGGUGGUCCCGGGCGCCGGGUCGGUCAACGGCGUCAACGCCCUGGGCCUGGUGGUCUUCUCCAUCUGCUUCGGCCUGGUCAUCGGCAGCAUGAAGCAGAGGGGGCUGCCCCUGCGGGAGUUUUUCGACUCCCUCAACGAGGCCAUCCUCCGCAUGGUGGCCGUCAUCAUCUGGUGAGCGUCGAACCCGGGGAUCUCCGGGUCGCGGGUUCUUUCCCCCCCCCAAAUGCUUCUUGUUGAGAUUUAAGAACACCAACCAACAAAAACAUCAAGUCUUAUUACAUAUUAAUAAUAAUAAUAAUUUUUAUUUAUACCCCGCCCUCCCCAGCCAAGGCCGGGCUCCCCAGCGGCUUACAAGCAAUAAUAAAAACAAGUUGAAGGAUUACAACUUAAACACAAAGUUAAAAUACAACAUUAAAAUAAUGGAACAUUAAAAUAUUAAAAUGUAGCCUCAUCGCAGGAGGAGAAGGAAAGGAAAAAAGAAAGAGGGGGAGGGAAUUAAAAUUGAUUCCAAGCCAAAGGCCAGGCGGAACAACUCUGUCUUACAGGCUCUGUGGAAAGAAAUCAGAUCCUGCAGGGCCCUGGUCUCAUGAGGCAGAGCGUUCCACCAGGCUGGGGCCAGAGUUGAAAAGGCCCUGGCUCUGGUUGAAGCCAAUCUAACUUCCUUAGGGCCUGGGACCACUAGGGUGUUGCUGUUUAUGGACCUUAAGGUCCUCCGUGGGGCAGACCGGGAGAGGCGGUCCCGUAGGUACGAGGGUCCUGGGCCAUGAAGGGCUUUAAAGGUCAAAAGCAGCACCUUAAACCUGACCCUGUACUCCACCGGGAGCCAGUGCAGCUUGAAAAGCACUGGGUGAAUAUGCUCCCAUGGCAGAGACCCCGUGAGGAGCCUCGCUGCAGCAUUCUGCACCCGCUGGAGUUUCUGGGACAGCUUCAAGGGCAGCCCCGCGUAGAGCGAAUUACAGUAGUCAAGCCUGGAGGUGACCGUCGCCUGGAUCACUGUGGCCAGGUCGGGGCGGGAAAGGUAAGGGACCAACUGCUUGAUGCGGCGAAGGUGGAAAAAUGUCGCCUUGGCUGUUGCUGUAACCUGCGCCUCCAUGGAAAGGGAGGCGUCAAGGAUUACACCCAAACUCUUAACGGAAGGCAAUGGCACUAAUUGGGCCCCCGCAAGAGAAGGGAGUUGGUCCCUCAUCCCCAUGCCAUCUCGAACCAGCCAGAGGACCUCUGUCUACGAAGGAUUUAGUUUCAAUCGGCUCCCACGAAACCAUCCAGCCACAUCUUCCAAGUAUCUGGUCAGUGUGUUCGAUAUAUUACAUAUAUCCUACUUUAUGCUCCAUAGAGCCGUUGACUUCCGUCCUUCCCUUCCGCAAGUUUUCUUAUUCCAAUCUGUAAUUCACAGUUGCAUUGGUUCAAAAUUACUCCGGGACAUAAGAUUUAAUUCAGUCCUGCCAACGUUUUCAUAUUCCUACAGUUCUCACUUAUAUAAACCAUAAAUUUACUCCAUUCUUUUUGGUACUUCGUCUCCUCCAAAUUCUGUGAAUUCUGUGUGUCAAUUUUGCCAUUUCAGCGUAUUCAACCAGCUUUAUCUGCCAUUCCCUUACAGUCGGAAUCUCCUGUAACUUCUACUUUGGGGCCAUCAAAACUCUAGCUGCUGUUGUUGCAUACAGAUAUAAUCUUUGGUCUGUCUUCUUAAUAUCUUCUCCCACAAAACCUAGCAGAAAUUCUUCCGGCUUUUUUGGGGGGGGGAAGCCGGGUCACGGGUUCGAGUUCUGAGUCGGGCGUUGCAGCGGGUUGGGAUGGAUGACCCCUAGGGGCCCCUCACGACUCUACGAUUCUACAAUCGGUCUACGACUUCAGGGCAGCCCAGUCAGUAGAGCUCCAGACCCCCUUCCUCUCGGCGUUGUGGGUCUGAGCCCCACAUGGGGCAAAGUCGGAAAGGGGUCCAGCCCCACCUCCUUGCAUCGCAGGAAUCGUUCGCCCAACUUCAGACUCGAACCCACCACCCUCGUUUUAAAAACCUCAUGCUCUGCCAACCUCAAGGCAGUUUACCAAAAAUAACACAAAAUAAAAUUCAAAGCCGUUUGCAAAAAAACAAAACAAAAUUCAAAGCAGCUUACAAGAAACAAAAUAAAAUUCUCAGUAAAAAGAACUGCUUCAAAAAAAAAAAGAAUUAAAAUCAACCUGGUGUGCUGGUGCUGCCUGCCAGUGCAGACAGCACUGAUCUCAGUGGCCCGGCUAGCCGCAAGGCGGAUUCCUUCGCCCUCAUGAGCCUUGCUUUGCUUCCCAGAGGCCCACAAGCCACAAAAAUUAAAAUGGCGAUUAUGAGAAGCUGGCUGGUCCUGAUCCCCCUUCUUCCCGCCCCCCAGGUACGCCCCCAUUGGGAUCCUCUUCCUGAUCGCGGGCAAGAUCCUGGAGAUGGACGACCUGGCGGUGAUAGGGGGCCAGCUGGGCAUGUACACCCUGACGGUCAUUGUGGGGCUGCUGGUCCACGGCCUCCUGGUCCUGCCCCUCAUCUACUUCGCCGUCACCCGCAAGAACCCCUGGCGCUUCGUGGGGGGGCUCCUCCAGGCCCUCGUCACCGCCUUCGGGACCUCCUCCAGGUAAGCGGGCGCCAGCAGACGCCAAGGGGACCGCCGAGGGCCGUUUCCGGGACCCUGGGGGCCGGAUUCCCGGUUGGGGGGGUGUCGCCCUUCCUGGCACCCUGAACGGAUCAGGCCCAGCGCCGGAUUUACGUAUCAGCUCAACAAGCUCUAGCUUAGGGCCCCACUCACUUGGGGACCCCAAAAAAUUUAAAGGGGGAAAACCUGGAUGUACAUUUCCAAAAUAAAAUCUAUCUAUCUAUCUAUCUAUCUAUAUUUCUAUCUAUCUAUCUUUUGAUCAAUUGAUCAUCUAUCUCUAUCUAUUUAUCUAGUCUAUCUAUCUAUCUAUCUAUCUAUCUAUCUAUCAUCUAUCAUCUCUCUCUCUCAUCUAUCUAUCUGUCUGUCUGUCUAUCUUUUGAUCGAUUGAUCAUCUAUAUCUAUCUAUCUAUCUAUCUAUCUAUCUAUCUAUCUAUCUAUCAUCUAUCUAUCUUACAUCUAUCUAUCAUUUCUCUCUCAUCUAUCUGUCUAUCUAUCUUUCGUUAGAUUGAUCAUCUAUCUAUCCAUUAUCUAUCUAUCUAUCUAUCUAUCUAUCUAUCUAUCUAUCUAUCAUUUAUAUUUUGAUCAAUUGAUCAUCUAUCUUUAUUUAUCUAUCUAUCUAUCCAUCUAUCAUCUCUCUCUUUCAUCUACCUAUCUGUCUGUCUGUCUAUCUAUCUUUUGAUCGAUUGAUCAUCUAUAUCUAUCUAUCUAUCUAUCUAUCUAUCUAUCUAUCUAUCUAUGCCAGUGCCAGAUUUGUGUAUAAGCUAAGCAAGCUCUAGCUUAGGUCCCCACUCUCUUGCGGGCCCCCCAAAAAAAAUUAAAGGAAAAAAACCUGGAUGUCCAUUUCCAAAAUAUAAGAUAAAAAACAAAUAAAAUAAAGCCUACAUCCAGCACCCGUGUUUUGUGUUGUGGAGGCUCCAAGGAUGUGAGUCAUGGGCCCCACCUGCUAGCCUGUUCCCUAAAUAUCACUGCUUUGCUCCUUUCUACAUAUAGGGUGCCGACAUUCUGCAUGCACAAAUGUGCAAAUCUUUAAUCAGAAAACGAGCUUGCUCCCUUAAACCCUUUAAGAUUGCUCAAUUUUGGGGGGAGGUUUUGCAAAAAAAAAGGAAAAAGAAAAAAAGCAACCUUUGUAUCCCAAUUUUCACUUCCUCUGGGGGAAAGGAGCUGCGGGUGCGAAGCCCCUUCGGACCUGGACCCCGGGGGGGGGGUGAGGGUGGUCUACUCUGAGUAGGGUUUCAGGCUGGCUCACCCCGGGGCCGCCCUGUCCUCCCUCCCGCAGCUCGGCCACGCUCCCCGUCACGUUCCGGUGCCUGGAGGAGAACAACGGCGUGGACAAGAGGGUGACGCGCUUCGUCCUGCCGGUGGGCGCCACCAUCAACAUGGACGGGACGGCGCUCUACGAGGCGCUGGCCGCCAUCUUCAUCGCGCAGGUCAACAACUACGAGCUGGACUUUGGGCAGAUCCUCACCAUCAGGUGCGGGUGCAAAAGAGGGGCUCUUUCCUUCCAUCCUUCCUUCCUUUCUUUCGUUCUUUUAAAAAUAUUUAUUAAGUUUUCCAUUUUAUUUACUGUAUUUUUCCAUGUAUAAGACUAGUUCCCCCCAAAAAAAUAAUAAUGUCCAAAAUUUGGGGGGUCUUAUACACGGAUAGAUCUUUCCCCAUUUUCUUAAAUCAGUCCCCCAAAAUAGGGGACAUAUUAUACAUGUGGUCGUCUUCUAGACAGAAAAACACGGUAAUUUCCCAUCUAUUUCUCCCUUUUCCUGACGCAUUCCAAAUUGUGAGCGCAUUUUGAGCCCAGUGCUCAAAGGGACCCUUUGGCAUCUUGGCCAAGGGACCCCCAAGGGACAUCUAUCCCAACCCCGAAUCCCCAUCUCACCCAACUCCCUCUCGCUCUCUGCAGCAUCACCGCCACGGCCGCCAGCAUCGGGGCGGCCGGCAUCCCCCAGGCGGGUCUGGUUACCAUGGUGAUCGUCCUGACGUCCGUGGGGCUGCCGACCGAAGACAUCACCUUGAUCAUGGCGGUCGACUGGUUCCUGUAAGUCCCCGCGAGGCGGGAAGGGGUGACGCUGCCUGCCUGGGCUGGAGGGAUCAUGUUUAUUUAUUUACUCAUUUAUUUUUCUAAAAUCAUUUUUGUUGGUUUUACACAUCAUCACGUUACGUCACAUCAUAUCCUCCUAUUUUAUCUCCUUGGCUCAACUGAGCCCAACGGUUUCCCUCCCUCCCGUCUGACGGUUUACAAAAUCAAACUUUCCAUCUUUCCAUUUCGCUUCGUUUCCCAUCCGUGUUAAACCACGACCUAAAAUAUUGUAUUACUCAACCCUGAUAGGUAGCAAUUUCAUCUUGCAAAUCUUCAGAUAACCCUGCUAACGAUGUUGAUUGCUUACAGUUGUCUUUCAAAUAGAGUAGAAUAUAAUUUAUUUUUUAAUGAGAUUUUGCAGAUAUCAAUCGUGAGGCUUUCUUGACAGCUUUGGCCCCAAAACUGCACCUGCGGCCUUGGAGAAAGUCAGAGAGGCAGCUUGUUUCUCAGGGAAUGACCCCAAGUUUCUAGUCCUCAGGGUCCACUUGAAAUAGGAGCAUAGGGAGCUGUUUUAUAUCGAGUCUGCUCAGUAGAAGGGGACCCCAGGGGUCAUCCAGCCUGACCCCCCUGCAAUGCAGGAAUCUCAGCUAAAGCAUCCAUGGCAGAUGACCUUCCAACCUCUGCUUUAAAAACCUCCGAGGAAGGAGAGUCCACCACCUUCCAUCCCAAACAGCUCUGACUGCCGGAAAGUUUUUUUCCUGGAAUCUCCUUUCUGGGAACUUGAAGCCACGGGUUCGAGUCCUACCCUCUGGAGCAGCAGAAAAUAAGCUUGUUCCCUCUUCCAUGUGAGAAUUAGAGGAUGGCUCUCCUGUCUCCUCUUUUUCGGGCUAAACACACCCAGCUCCUUCAACCGUUCCUCAUAAGGCUCAGUUUCCUGACCCUUGAUCCAUCUUGGUUGCCCUCCUCCGCACACCUUCCAGCUUGUCAACAUCCUUCUUAAACUGCGAUGGCCAGAACUGGACACUGUAUUCCAGGUGUGGCCUGACCAGGGCAGAAUAAAAAGGUAAAGGGACCCCUGACCAUUAGGUCCAGUCAUGGCCGACUCUGGGGUUGUGGCGCUCAUCUCGCUUUACUGGCCGAGGGAGCCGGCGUACAGCUUCCGGGUCAUGUGGCCAGCAGGACUAAGCCGCUUCUGGCGAACCAGAGCAGCGCAUGGAAACGCUGUUUACCUUCCCACCGGAGCGGUACCUAUUUAUCUACUUGCACUUUGACGUGCUUUUGAACUGCUAGGUUGGCAGGAGCAGGGACCGAGCAACGGGAGCUCACCCCGUCAUUGCGGGGAUUCGAACGGCCGACCUUCUGAUCGGCAAGCCCUAGGCUCUGUGGUUUAACCCGCAGCGCCACCUGCAUCCCACAGGGCAGAAGAGAGUGGGAGUAUGCCUUCCCUUGAUCUCGACACUAGACUUCUGUGGAUGCAGCCUGGAAUAGCAUUCGCUUUUUUUGCUGCUGCAUCACACUGUUGAUCCAUAUUAAGCUUGUGGUCCACUAAGACCCCUAGAUCCUUUUCACAUGUCCUGCUAGUGAGCCAGGUAUCUUCCAUCUUAUACAGAUGAAACUCGAAAAAUUAGAAUAUCGUGGGAAAGUUCCUUGAUUGCCAUAAUUCGACUUGAAAGGUGAAACUAAUAUAUGAGAUAGACUCGUGACAUGCAAAGCGAGAUAUGUCAAGCCUUGAUUUGUGAUAAUUGCAAUGAUCAUGGCACACAGCUGAUGAAAACCCCAAAUUAACAAUCUCAGAAAAUUAGAAUAUUCAAGGAAAUCAGCAAAACAAGGAUUGCAAAUCGAGCGAGAUUGGACCUCUGAGAAGUAGAAGCAUAUCUCGCUUUGCAUGUCAUGAGUCGAUCUCAUAUAUUAGUUUCACCUUUGAAGUUGAAUUACUGAAAUCAAGGAACUUUCCCACAAUAUUCUAAUUUUUCGAGUUUCACCUGUAUUUGUGCAUCUGGUUCUUCCUUCCAAAGUGCAGAACCUGACAUUUGUCCCCAUGGAAAUUCAUUUUGUUUGGGUCCAGUUCUCACAUUGAGGUCCCGUUCAGCUUGCGGUCCACCCAGACCCCCGGAUCCUUUCCCCCCCCAUCUUAACCGCCGCCCCGUUUCUUCCCCCAGAGACCGCCUGCGGACCACCAUCAACGUCCUGGGCGACUCUCUGGGCGCGGGCGUGGUGGAGCAUUUGUCGCGCCACGAGCUGGAGUUGCAGGACACCGACCUGGGGGGCGACUCGGGGGCCGAGGAGAACGAGAAGCCCUACCACUUGAUCUACCCGGAGAACGACACCCACAAGCACCUCAGCGGAGAGACCGCGAUGUGAUGGCGCCCAGGAGGGGCCGGCGGGCGGGCAGGGGAGGCGGCCGGGGGCCAGUGGCAGGCCUGUCUGGAUCGGAGCCAUCGACCGACUGUGAAAUGCCGAGAAGAGGCGCAGCCAUCAUCCGUAUCCCCUUCCCCAAAUUCUUCCCCCUCUCCCCAUAUUCUGAUACAUCAUUACAGGCCAAAAACGAGAGCAGGCAGCGACGGAUCUCCAACGGUGACAAUUUUGCACGAAAGGAUCAGGAUUCGAACUCGCGCCUCUCUCUCUCCGCUGCAGCGCCUCUUCUUUCUUUCGAUCGCGGGGGUUUCCACAUUAUUUAAAUCCGGUGCCAAUGUUCCUUUUUUGUGUUUCCCACCCCCUCCCCGAAUCAUGCUCAUCCCCACUCCAAAAAACAAACACUCGUCUUUCCAACACUUGAAGCAAAACACACUUUUUUUGUAAAAAAAAGAAAGAUUGUAUAGAUGUGAUGCUUUACUGGCGUGGAAAAUAAACGCUGUUUAUUUAUGAUGA
Molecule: messenger RNA, 19217 nt
Organism: Podarcis lilfordi (Lilford's wall lizard)
Lineage: Eukaryota; Metazoa; Chordata; Lepidosauria; Squamata; Lacertidae
Source: the annotation of a GenBank genome assembly